Molecule: messenger RNA, 816 nt
Organism: Botrytis porri
Lineage: Eukaryota; Fungi; Ascomycota; Leotiomycetes; Helotiales; Sclerotiniaceae
Exons: 3
Coding region: 1-816 (271 amino acids)
Cellular component (GO): cytosol
Molecular function (GO): oxidoreductase activity
Source: RefSeq, a predicted model, not a curated record
AUGUCCUCCGCAAUGUCCAAACGUCUCGAGGGUAAAACCAUUGUUAUAACUGGUGCCUCAUCUGGAAUCGGCAGAAGUACCGCUUUGGAAUUUGCGAGGACUUCUCCUAAAGAUUUGAGAUUGAUCUUGACAGCUAGAAGAAUUGAUGUUUUAGAAGAAGUAAAGAAAGAUAUUGAAGAAGAAUGUGGUGAGGGAGUCAAGGUUUUGGCUGUGAAAUUGGAUGUUAGUAAACCUGAGGAGGUGAAAGGUUUUGUUGGUGGAUUGCCAGAAGAAUGGAGGGAGAUUGAUGUUUUGGUCAAUAAUGCUGGUUUAGUCAGAGGUGUAGCACAAGCUCCAUCUAUUGCCGAAGAAGAUAUCAACAUCAUGUUUGCAACAAACGUAACUGGUCUCAUCAACAUGACUCAAGCUGUCCUUCCAAUUUUUAGAGCGAGACCCGAUGGUGGAAAGGGCGAUAUUAUAAACAUUGGCAGCAUUGCAGGAAGAGAACCUUACCAAGGAGGAAGUAUCUAUUGUGCCACUAAAGCAGCCAUAAGGAGUUUCGGAGAUUCGCUGAGAAGAGAAUUGAUCGCUACAAGAAUACGAGUCAUUGAAAUCGAUCCUGGACAAGUCGAGACCGAAUUCAGUGUCGUUCGAUUUUAUGGCGAUAAAAAGAAGGCAGAUGCUGUCUAUGCCGGAUGCGAACCAUUGACUCCGGAUGACAUCGCUGAAGUUAUUGUUUUUGCAGCCGGAAGAAGAGAGAACGUCGUUCUUGCUGAUACUUUAAUUUUCCCCAAUCACCAGGCUGGUGCUGGAGGUGCAAUGUAUAAGAAGAGCUAA